This is a messenger RNA of Hyaloscypha bicolor E, 2890 nucleotides long. RefSeq lists its product as uncharacterized. The record is from RefSeq and is a predicted model, not a curated record. The coding region runs from base 271 to 2784 and encodes 837 amino acids. The transcript has a single exon. Lineage: Eukaryota; Fungi; Ascomycota; Leotiomycetes; Helotiales; Hyaloscyphaceae.
ACCAAUCAACCCUUCUUGCCCCAUAGUUAUAGCGGCAGGAUGUGUUGGAAACGACUGUGGCUGGCUUCAGGGCCUUUCCGAUUGGAUCUCGCUGUGGCAUCUGUGUAACCCUCCAAAAACUGACCAUACUGAUCGAUUGCCUUACAGCCUCCGGAAAGGGCAUAUUCUGCGAGACGAACUGGUUCGCAAAAGAAAGGAAGAGGCUGGGCCGUGUCGGGGUCAGAGCCAUGCCCCUCCAAAUCUGACCACUUUGAGCGAUUUGUCCAUUUUAUGCUACAUAUAAGUAUUUGUCCCACGAUGAAGACUCCGCCUAAUACCACAACACGAUCGCAGAAGCUCAAUUUGGCACCCGAGCCUUUGUUUGAUGGUCCCCUCUCCUUCCCCAGAAACAAAAUGGCGAAGCUCAGUUCCAAGGAGUUAACAAAGAGCGCUCACGCGAGCGAGGACAUCACUCAACCUCUCGACAAGCAGGUUGAGGGCAAGCAAAUUCACGACUCCGACGAUUCAAGCCUGAGUAGUAUCAUGUCGACGCAAUUCACCUCCGAGAAAGAAAGGCUUUCGCACCAGCCUCAGCAAGCAAAUCAAGACAACACUGAAUCGCAGUUGCUUCCCAACGAUCCAUCUGAUGAAGAGUUAUUCCGUACAUUCUGCCAGAAAUGGAAUGAUCGUCAUAUUUUUCUACCGAAGGUCUUCGAUAAGCAAGGUCGUUUGCUUGUAGCAUGUACUCAUUUACAACCCAAGAUUGACGCUGCCAAAAAACAGCGGAAACGCCAGGCCGCGGCGAACAAGCAGCUGGCUCGCUCACUGUUGGAAGCUCCGAUCGGGGUCCCAGCCAGUUUUAAUGUCCAAGCAGCAUCGCAGGCAAACAUCGAGCCCAUGAUACAGAUGAGUACUGAAGAGCCUCGAAUGUUAUCUCAACCUGGUGUCCACCCGGCCGAGACCCUGGCUCUUCACGGCUCUCCAUUUCAAGCCAGCAAAGGCUUGCCACCAAUUGGGACAUUGUCAACUCCGAGCACGAAGAAGAUUUCCGAUUUGAAGGCCUAUGGCCGAGGUCGUAAACAGACCUCCGAAACACACCCAAAGAAAGCACAAGACGGCGCAGGAUAUAACCGCACCGGACGGAGCCUACGAUCUGGUCUGCCUUCAAGACCAUCCGAAUAUCAGGAAGCCUUCCAAUCUUUACCGACAAGCAACCUCACAGCAGACCGGCGCAAUGGCCAGCAACUUCUACCCCCCGUUUCAAAGGAGCUAUCUUUUCUACCAGGCACUUCGUCUUCAACCUCGCCCGAGGAAAAUAACGGAGCACAAAUCCAGAUAUCUACCCCACCACAACCAUCCCAAACAGAAUGCCUGCUCCCAUCUCCAUCUGUUCGCGAACAAGCGGCGGCUGCGCGAGGUGUCCAAGACAAGAUCCAGCAGCAACGGUCCCAGAGUUCCCAGUUGUGCAGCACCUGUCGCAAGAACAGUUGUUCCUGCACACCAACCCAACAACCGCCCGAGGAGAUAUUGUGUAGCGACAAUGACUGCUUCAGGAGGAGGUGGGGAGCCGGUGACCUCUUGAGAUUCUGCGGGAUCAGGCUCUGCGAUGCGCAAGAGACCAAGGGAAGAUUCAAUUGCUGGUUUUGCCCUGAGUGCGCGAACAAAGCUCGAGUUCUCCUCGAAGUUGGACCGACAAGUUCUUCGUCCUUCUCAUCCUCCCAUAAUGCAACGAUCAUUGUCCCAGGAGGACCUGGAAAUUCGGUUUCCGACCAUGGUGCAUGGCCUGAGGAUGCAGAAAUUCGGGAGCCAUUGCAGGCCCUCACCGGAAUUAUGCAACAGUACACAGGGACCACUACCAUGGCCCGCAACCAGUUGUCUCUGAUAAAUCCACAAACACCCAUUCUUGAUAUUCCGUGCAUCCGUGACGAGACUUUGCACUCAAAUGGGACGGCCAACAAUGCGAUAAACAUCCUACGCCAGCUACUGGAUGUCUCGGAGGGAGUUCUGAUCAAGCAGAAGGUAACAGAAGCAAAUCUACAAGAUACGACUUCCUCGGUUUGGAUCCGCAGCAUUCUUUCAUUCCUCGUCACCAAGUUCGUUUUCUACUCUGGUUCGCCAUUCGAGGAUGCCACGCUCUGGAACAAGAUCCUGACUACUUGUAAGCACUUCAAUGUUCUGAAUCAUGUCGGAGCAACCAUGAUUCCAUGCCUCGCUAACGCCUGCGAAGUCGGCCACACUUCCGAACAUGCAGAAAACAUCAUACAUGAGUACCGAAUCCGACUUAUGAAAGCAUUCGAGGCAUCCCCCGAGGAUCCUGAUAUACCGCCAGAAUUCCGAGAUCGCUUGUCCGAGCGACGCCGAGCUUUCGUCGCGUUGCUCAACGUCACCAUGCUGCCGCUUGUAGGUGGCAACACUGACGUCCAAGCACGCCAUAGGAAGAUGGCGAGCGUUGCCUCGGAGCUGAAUUUGAAAGUUUUCGCGUACAAAGGCACAUUCGAAGAAAUCAGACCGCAGAUGAACGAACAGUUCGAUCCCCAGCGCCACGCAGAGGAUACUCUAGAGCCCGGGUUUCUAGACUUGGCGGGACAGGCCAUUCUCAUGACCACGAUGAUGGGUGUCAGAUUCAGGCAUCCGGAGAAGGGUUGGAGGACGUGUUCUCCUGCGAAAGUAAAGGUAUGGUCGGUCAACGAUGCUUUGCGAGAUCCCUACGCGAGAGUUAGAUUGCCUGAUAUGGCUUGCGGAAAUUCUCCGAAGCAGAAGACUCGAAUCAUACCACAGAAGCGCCGUGUCGGGGAGGUGAGCUGAGCUUGAACAAUAACAUAGGAUGUCCACCGGUAGUACUCAAUUAUGAGCAGAUCAAGCAUUUCCUUCAAUCUCAGAAAUCGGUCAGUGUUUCAUUCGCACCCAGCGG